CCUUCUUUCUCCUUUGCUCUGCUCCGCCGGGCGAACCCUGGGCGCUGCUCCCAAGCCUCUUGCCGAUCUCCGCCGCCGACUUCGCCGUUAAUCGAUGACUAUCAUGGCUCCGGCUCCUCUUGAUCAGGAGGAUGAUGAGAUGUUGGUUCCGCACUCAGAGUUCAACGAGGCGCCGCAGCCUAUGGAAGGUAACAUGGCACCAGCUGAGGCUGCAGUUACGGUAGAGAACCAGCAGGUGGAGGACCCCUCAACUUCUCGAUUCACAUGGACGAUUGAGAAUUUCUCACGACUGAAUGUGAAGAAACACUAUUCCGACAUUUUUGUGGUUGGAGGAUUUAAGUGGAGGGUGUUGAUAUUCCCAAAAGGAAACAAUGUUGACCAUUUGUCAAUGUAUCUGGAUGUUGCUGAUUCUGCAAGCUUGCCAUAUGGUUGGAGUAGAUAUGCACAAUUUAGUUUGGCCGUGAUCAAUCAAGUUCAUCAUAAAUUUAGUAUAAGAAAAGAAACACAACAUCAGUUUAAUGCACGAGAAAGUGAUUGGGGCUUCACAUCAUUUAUGCCUCUAAGUGAACUCUAUGACCCAACAAGAGGAUAUCUUGUGAAUGAUACCUGCGUAGUUGAAGCUGAGGUUGCUGUUCGCAGGGUGGUUGACUAUUGGAGUUAUGAUUCAAAAAAAGAGACUGGCUAUGUUGGUCUUAAGAAUCAAGGAGCUACUUGUUACAUGAAUUCCCUUCUUCAGACUUUGUACCACAUUCCUUAUUUUAGAAAGGCUGUGUAUCAUAUGCCUACAACAGAGAAUGAUAUGCCAUCUGGCAGUAUUCCCUUGGCUCUGCAGAGCCUAUUCUAUAAGCUUCAGUAUAGUGAGAACAGUGUGGCCACAAAAGAGCUGACCAAAUCUUUUGGAUGGGAUACAUAUGAUUCUUUUAUGCAACAUGAUGUGCAAGAACUGAAUCGAGUUCUUUGUGAGAAGCUGGAGGAUAAGAUGAAGGGAACCGUUGUGGAAGGAACAAUACAGCAAUUAUUUGAAGGCCAUCAUAUGAAUUACAUUAAUUGCAUUAAUGUUGACUAUAAAUCCAAUAGGAAGGAGUCAUUUUAUGACCUUCAACUAGAUGUGAAAGGUUGUCGGGAUGUUUAUGCUUCUUUUGAUAAAUACGUUGAAGUUGAGCAGCUUGAAGGAGAUAACAAGUAUCAUGCUGAACAAUAUGGUCUGCAGGAUGCUAAGAAAGGCGUCUUGUUCAUUGAUUUCCCUCCAGUACUACAGCUUCAGUUGAAGCGUUUUGAAUAUGAUUUCAUGCGGGAUACAAUGGUGAAGAUAAAUGAUCAUUAUGAGUUCCCACUACAGCUCGACCUUGACAGGGAGAAUGGAAAAUAUCUAUCUCCUGAUGCAGACAAGAGUGUCCGCAACCUUUACACUCUUCAUAGUGUUCUUGUUCAUAGUGGUGGAGUGCAUGGUGGACAUUAUUAUGCUUUCAUCCGCCCUACACUUUCUGAUCAGUGGUAUAAAUUUGAUGAUGAGAGAGUAACAAAAGAAGACCUGAAGAGGGCCUUGGAGGAGCAGUAUGGUGGUGAAGAAGAAUUACCUCAAACAAAUCCUGGCUUCAAUAACACCCCAUUCAAGUUCACAAAAUACUCAAAUGCAUAUAUGCUGGUAUAUAUUCGUGAGAGUGACAAGGAGAAAGUAAUAUGUAAUGUGGAUGAGAAAGAUAUUGCUGAACACCUUAGGAUACGGUUAAAGAGAGAGCAAGAAGAGAAAGAGCAUAAGAAGAAGGAGAAAGCGGAGGCACAUCUUUAUACCAUCAUAAAGGUUGCUAGAAAUGAGGAUUUGACACAACAGAUCGGAAAGGAUAUUUAUUUUGAUCUGGUGGACCAUGAUAAAGUCCGCAGUUUUCGCAUACAGAAGCAGUUACCCUUCAACAUUUUUAAGGAGGAAGUAGCCAAAGAAUUUGGAGUUCCAGUGCAAUGCCAGCGAUUUUGGCUAUGGGCAAAGCGGCAAAAUCACACAUACCGUCCCAAUAGGCCUUUGAGUCCUCAAGAAGAAUGCCAAUCUGUUGGACAGUUGAGAGAGGUCUCAAACAAGGCACACAAUGCAGAGCUAAAGUUAUUUCUUGAAGUAGAACUUGGACCGAAUUUAGCCCCUAUCCCUCCACCUGAUAAGACGAAGGAAGAUAUAUUGAUUUUCUUCAAGUUUUACGAUCCUGAAAAAGAAGAGCUCAGAUUUGUGGGAAGACUCUUUGUGAAAGCAUUAGGAAAGCCGACUGAGAUUUUUGAGCGAAAAUUAAAUGAAAUGGCUGGGUUCCCUCCAAAUGAGGAAAUUGAACUCUAUGAGGAAAUAAAGUUUGAGCCAACAGUUAUGUGUGAACAUAUUGACACGAAGCUUACAUUUCGAUCCAGUCAGCUUGAGGAUGGUGACAUUAUUUGCUAUCAAAAAUCACUAGAGAAUGAUGGCAAGUAUCGGUAUCCUGAUGUUCCUUCUUUCUUGGAGUAUGUUCAUAAUAGACAGGUUGUUCAUUUUCGAUUGUUAGAAAAACCGAAGGAGGAUGAUUUUUGCUUAGAACUCUCAAAGCUUUAUACUUAUGAUGAUGUCGUGGAAAAAGUUGCUCAGCGCCUUGGGCUGGAUGAUCCAUCAAAAAUCCGGCUUACAUCUCACAACUGCUAUUCGCAGCAGCCUAAACCUCAACCUAUAAAAUAUCGUGGUGUGGAACAUCUUUCUGAUAUGCUGGUCCAUUACAACCAGACUUCAGACAUAUUGUAUUAUGAAAUUUUGGAUAUUCCACUUCCAGAACUGCAGAGGUUGAAGACUCUCAAAGUAGCAUUUCAUCAUGCCACAAAAGAUGAGGUGGUAAUUCACACUAUUCGAUUACCAAAAAACAGCACUGUGGGUGAUGUGAUAAAUGAUCUUAAAACAAAGGUUGAAUUGUCUCGUCCUGAUGCUGAAAUUCGCUUGCUCGAGGUUUUCUAUCACAAGAUAUAUAAGAUCUUCAUACCUAGUGAAAAAAUAGAAAACAUUAAUGACCAAUACUGGACACUACGUGCAGAGGAGAUUCCUGAGGAAGAAAAGAAUCUUGGUCCUCAAGAUCGAUUGAUUCAUGUCUAUCAUUUUACAAAAGAUGCUGGUCCAAACCAGGCACAAGUUCAGAACUUUGGGGAGCCUUUUUUCCUGCCCAUCCGUGAAGGUGAAACUUUGGCUGAGGUGAAAGUCCGUAUCCAGAGGAAACUUCAGGUUCCAGAUGAGGAGUUCUCUAAGUGGAAAUUUGCAUUUCUAUCACUGGGCCGUCCCGAGUACCUUCAGGACACUGACAUUGUGUCGGGUCGAUUCCAGAGAAGAGAUGUUUAUGGAGCCUGGGAACAAUAUCUUGGCUUGGAGCACUCCGACACUGCUCCUAAAAGGUCAUACACAGUAAAUCAGAACCGUCACACAUUCGAAAAGCCUGUGAGAAUCUACAACUAAGGAUUAGCCAAACUUUCUCACUGCUUGACCUGAACCAAGUGCUAUCUCACCUCCAGACAUGUACAAAAUUGAAUGUUUCUAAUCAGAGAUUUGGUAUGAAAAAAGAUGCUUCGGUGUGGGUUGGCAGAGGUCACUGAUACUGUUUUUGCCUUCUUGUAAAUUGGUUGCAGUGACAAUUAGGAGGAUAUCUGUAUAUGUUUCAUUGUGCUGAACGUGACGCGAUCCUUUCAGGAACCUUUCUUUUACAUCUCAAGCUGAUUUCCGAGUGAGAGAGUUGGUUUUCUUCACUUCCCAUGUAAUCUUAGUACAUACUACAUAAGAAUUUUGGGUAAGGGAUGUAUACAGGGUAUAGUUUGUGUCCGGCCCGCCCUUUUGUUUUUGGUUAUGGGAGGUACUAUUCUCAUUUAGGUUUCUUUUUCUGGUAUUUGGGGAAGGAGGAUGUACACUGUGGCAAUUGGUCAUCACUAGUUUGAAGUUUGUUAUGCUCUUGUAAAGAAACAUAUCCGCAGGAUGUUCUAGUGGCACAGUUGUCUUUUCUCUCAUGAUUUAUUAAGUGAUGAACUGCUUGUCUAUUUCAAAAUCAUAUUUGAAAUAAUAGAAUCAUGGUUUUUGAGCA
Dioscorea cayenensis subsp. rotundata (Guinea yam) is the source of this 4061-nucleotide messenger RNA. RefSeq names its product ubiquitin carboxyl-terminal hydrolase 13-like. The transcript is spliced from 32 exons. Gene Ontology annotation, cellular component: nucleus; cytosol. Gene Ontology annotation, biological process: protein deubiquitination; regulation of protein stability. Gene Ontology annotation, molecular function: cysteine-type endopeptidase activity; cysteine-type deubiquitinase activity; protein binding. The coding region runs from base 95 to 3445 and encodes 1116 amino acids. The record is from RefSeq and is a predicted model, not a curated record. Lineage: Eukaryota; Viridiplantae; Streptophyta; Magnoliopsida; Dioscoreales; Dioscoreaceae.